Molecule: messenger RNA, 1424 nt
Organism: Rhodofomes roseus
Lineage: Eukaryota; Fungi; Basidiomycota; Agaricomycetes; Polyporales; Fomitopsidaceae
Exons: 6
Coding region: 98-1417 (439 amino acids)
Source: RefSeq, a predicted model, not a curated record
CAAGUUCAACGACCAUUACUGAGCACUAUCAGUAUCACUGACCACUGAACAGUUUUGCGAAAUUCAGUGUAGUUCUACACAUAAAAAGUUUGAAUCCAUGGACACCACACCGGCACCCACGGACAUCCAGACGCAACCAGCUACCGAGACUACAAGCUCCUUGCCUUGCGCCAUUUGCCGGAGACAGUUCUCGAGGUACACUUGCCCGAAGUGCAACAUCCCCUAUUGCUCUUUGACGUGUUUUCGCUCUGAGACACAUGCGGGGUGCUCCGAAUCCUUCUACCGCAAGGAAAUAGAGUCUGACGUCCGCGGAAAUGCAUCCAAGACUGCGGAACAGAGAAUGAAAACUCUGGAGUUGUUGAAGCACUUUGAAGAGGACUCCAUGAACGAUGAUGUGCUCGGUCUUGACGCCGAUGACUCUGACGACGAAGGUGGUAACCUUGAGAGCAGACUCAGAGACCUCGACAUAGACGCAGCUUCAUAUGAUGAUCUUUGGGCAGCGCUCACACCGGCCGAGCGAGAAAUGUUCACCAAGGCACUUCGCGACCCCAAUAGCGAACUCGCACAACAGCUCCUGUCGAGCGAGGAGCUCGAGAAGGUGCGCAUCGAGCCAUGGUGGGAAGCACCCGACGACCCGAGCACCGACGACCCAAGCACAUCCUGGCGUGCGCAGAAGAGGUACGGCAAGAAGCCCGCGAUGAUGCCAAUCCCUGAGAACAUGGUGGGAACCUCGCACACUCCUGGCAAGUACCCUCUGCUGCUGUAUAACAUAUGCGCCGUCAUGGUGGCAUACGCAUAUGUCACGCGGCACUUCGCCACCUCCCCGCUGACAUCCCUCGACCCAUCCGAGCGAGACGAAGCACGCCGCAUCAUCGCGCAACUCGUGCCCUUCCUCUCGGACCGCCUGUCGAAGACGGUGCACUCCUCGCUCUCUGCGGCGGUUACAGACAUUCUCUCUCGUUUUCAAACAGAUGCCAUGCCGCUAGCGUUUUUCUCGCUCCUCUUGCGCGACGCCGCGGGUUUCCUCCAGCCCUCGACAGUGGUUGAACUCCCAGUGCCAGCUACGCCCGACAUCACAUCGCCAGCGCACCCCGCGCCGACUUCCACGGCUGAGCCUGCCUCCCAUCCAAGCGCACGAGCCCUCCUCGCCCUCUCAGACCUCUCCGCGCUCUUCACUGCCGACAAGAAACAGAACCACGUCACGCACAAGCUGACUUUCUACGCCGCAUACAUGAUGGGCGUGCCUCCAGUGCUGCUGCGCACCCUCGCCGGCGAGGUCGCCGAGCGCGCAGAAGGCAUCGCGAGGGAGGGUAUCGACCUCGGUGGAAUCGGGCCUGUACCGGCAGUGGGGCGGGACGGUGGUCCUGAUUCUAGGAGUAGAGAUAAGCAGACAACAAAGAUCGUUGAAUUGAGUUGAUUCUCCU